This is a messenger RNA of Mucor mucedo, 1144 nucleotides long. RefSeq lists its product as uncharacterized. NCBI's taxonomy places the organism in Eukaryota, Fungi, Mucoromycota, Mucoromycetes, Mucorales, Mucoraceae. Bases 59 to 916 code for a protein of 285 amino acids. Gene Ontology annotation, cellular component: chromatin. The transcript has 2 exons. Gene Ontology annotation, biological process: regulation of transcription by RNA polymerase II. The record is from RefSeq and is a predicted model, not a curated record. Gene Ontology annotation, molecular function: RNA polymerase II cis-regulatory region sequence-specific DNA binding; DNA-binding transcription factor activity, RNA polymerase II-specific.
UUUUUUUUGUUUUUCUCCUCUUUCUUUUUCUUAAUCAUAUCAUUAUUUUUUUCUUCCCAUGCCUCAAAAGAAAAGACAAGCCAUCCGUAGAUCUGAACCUAAAUUAUUUCGCUGCACAGGGUUUGGAAUAUGUGACAUGGUGUUCACUCGUAGUGAACAUUUGGCAAGACAUGCUCGCAAACAUACAGGAGAGAAACCCUUUCAAUGUGCUGUAUCGGACUGUAACCGAAUGUUUAGUAGAUUCGAUAACAUGAUGCAACAUACUCAAACCCACAGCCGUACGAAAAAGAAGGACUCAAAUGACGAUACUCUAUCAGCUAAAGAGGAUUCACCCAUGCCAGUUCCACAACCAAAGAUGUAUAAUCCCAAUACAAGGAUGUUACCUCCUCAUAUGUAUUACCAACCGAUGAGUCCACCCUCACCCACCACAAGCGAACAAUACCAUACGCAGUUACAAAGACCAUGGCCUGUGUACCACUCACCCCAAUUUCAUCAGUCUGACAUGAUGCUACGCCACCCUAAUUCACCUCCAGUCUUACAUAGUGUAGACACUUGGUAUCCAAAUAGCCCUGUUGAGAGCAAUACACACAAGAGACGGUUAUCCCAUGUAGAUUUAUCUACGCCCAUUCAAGAAUUGGGUACAAGAGCGGAUAGUUCGGAUGACGAUGAAGAUGACGAAAGACAAAUGUCACCAAUUUCCUUAGACGAUUGUUCUAAAACCCGAUUUAGAUACGCCGGCGUUGAUAUUACCGUAGAUGAAUAUGAAGCAUUACAAGGCUUUGGUAAAUUCUGUGCUGAACCUGUUGUGAAUGAGACCAUCAGACUACCUCCUCUCAAUUCAAUCUAUACAGGCCCACAUGCUUUCCGUCAACAUAUAACAACGGUUCAAGAAUCUUUUCAAAGAGGCGCUCAUUGAUUCAUUUCCCCACCAAUGAAAGCCUCUUAAAAACUUUUUUUUUUUUUUUACUACUAGUAUUUGACAGCUUGUUACUGCGCAACAAAACAACAAAAAAGAAGGCAUUUUCCUCUCACUCCAACAUCAUUUAUAUAUAAUAAUAAUAAUUUCAAUUCAUUCAAAAACUGUUUAAUAUUUCCUCCCACUUCUUUUAUGUCAUAAUAAAAUACAAACCCCAGUUUCAUUUUU